Messenger RNA from Megalopta genalis, 652 nucleotides. RefSeq lists its product as uncharacterized. NCBI's taxonomy places the organism in Eukaryota, Metazoa, Arthropoda, Insecta, Hymenoptera, Halictidae. The record is from RefSeq and is a predicted model, not a curated record.
CGUCGUCGACGUCUCGGCCAGGAUUUUCUCCGCACGGUUUUUCCGGUAGAAAAGUAGGCGCGGACGUAAAAUUCACAAGUAAUGUUAUCACCGCGCUAGAAACGCAUCGAUCAGGCUCGCGAUAAAAUGGGAAACUCGGGAUCGACGCAACCGUCGAAAGUGCGAAAAGACCGGAAGAAGGACGAGGCCGACGGGACGAGGUACGAGCCUCGGAAAGGGAGCAGGAAAGAGAACGUCGAGUAUCGGGGAACGAAUCCUUUCAUCAUUUUCUUCUUACGGUUGCGCAGUAAAAAGCCGAAGGAACAUGUAACCGUAAUCGCGCGAGCAGCUGGCAAAUUGUGGACGCAAAUGACUCCGGAGCAGAGAAAGAAAUACAUCGAUCUGGCGAAUGCUGAGAAGAAGAGGCGAGAAGGAAGGAGAAGAAAGACGAGAAAAUCAAGAAGAAGAAAAAGAUGACACGGCGAUAGGGGGACGCGAGAAGAAGGUGUAUCGAAAAAUUGUGAGAGCGCGUGCGAAUCCGGUCCAUCCACAGAGCUAUAGCCGAUCAGCAAAAUCUCGCGAGUCUCUGCACAUAUUUUUGAUCUCUUUUUAUUUGUUAGUACUUUUUUUUUUUAGAUCUAUGUACAAUAAAUAUUGAUGUAUUUUUACACUA